This is a messenger RNA of Caenorhabditis sp. 36 PRJEB53466, 2189 nucleotides long. The record is from the annotation of a GenBank genome assembly. Lineage: Eukaryota; Metazoa; Nematoda; Chromadorea; Rhabditida; Rhabditidae.
AUGAUCGAACUUUUUUCGAUUUUCACUAAAGGAGGUGUUUGUCUAUGGCAGUAUCAGGUGAGCUAAUCAAUUUAUGUGCGAAAACACACGAUAACAGCCAUUUUCAGGAAGGAGACUACAAUUUCACAGAAACUAUCAAUAACGAGCUCAUCAAAGGAACUCUUAUGCAAGAAAGAGGAAACAAUGGACAGAAAAAAGUAGGAAAUUAUAUGCUGAAGUUCCAAUUGGAUAACGAAUACAACGUUAUAUUCUUGGUGAGCUAAGAACGAAGUGAUGAAAACAUAGUUCCGGUUUACAGGUGAUCUACCAAACAAUUGCGAAUCUUUCGUAUGCUGACAAACUACUUAGUUUGGUUAUUGAAAACUUCCGAGAGGAUUAUUCUAAUUCUCUCAGAGAUGAGAAGGUGAUCAUUUUAAUCAUUUUAAUUAAUUUAGAUAAUUGUUUCAGGCUCUCGCAGAACCUCCGUCGACACUCUACAGCGGUUUUGAUGACGUCUUCCAAGAUGUCCUGUCUGAAGCUGCUCGUAGCGCCAAGGCCUCUGAAAACGUUACCAAGAAGCCAAAGACAUUCCAAGAGUCCGCAAAGUCUCAGAAAACUAUCGAUUCUCUUAUUGUGAGCCGUCCUGGUAAACAAAAGAAGGAGGAAAAACCGACAAAAGCCGCCAAGGAGAAUGUGCAACCUUCUCAAUCCGGAAACGCAUCCGACGGUUACGUUUCGACGUCGCCCCCAGGUUCUCCAGAUGAAGAAGUUUUGAGACAGCGGGACAAGUUCUUCAAGAAAAUGAGUGGAAAUACGAAAAAGAAAAAUCCGGAAGAGGUAUCCUCGCCUCCCAAGCCAAAAGGAAAGCAAGCGCGAGUGUGGGAGCUAAGUGGAAAAGCCAGCGACGUCGCUUCUUUAGAUAGAUCCAAUCCGAAAGAGGUUAGCGGAGUAGUUUAAGGACGGUCACGAGCAAAUAAUAGUUCAGAAUGAUGAGAACGCCGUGAACGAAGAAGAUAACAGAUUUGUUGAAAGCAUGCGCGGAAAGUCAUUGAAAGGAGAAUUGAAAGGAAUUAAAGAUUCAGACGAUGAAGAAGAUGACGAUGACAAUGAGCAAGAGUACGACAACUUUUGAAUAACUGUUUGCAUAGUUGUUCUUUCAGAGUAGUGAAACAAUCGGGCGGAUGGUUCAGUAUGAUCAAGACACUCGUCGGAGAAAAGAAGCUGAAUGCUGAGGACUUGACGCCACUGGUUGAGAAGAUGCGAGAUAAUCUCAUAAGUAAGUCGAGUGUGUCAGGCCAGUACUAAUAACAACUAUAUUACAGUGAAAAACGUUGCUUCGGAACCAGCAGAGAAGAUUUGCCAGUCCGUGGUCAGCAAGCUCGAGGGCAAAGUAGUCAAUAAUUUUUCGCGAGUAGCACAAGAAGUGAAGACGGCAGUUCGCGAGUCGCUCGUUCAGCUGCUAACUCCGAAGCACCGCGUCGACAUUCUCCGUGAUGUGGUUGAAGCGAAACGAGAUGGCCGUCCUUACGUGAUCGUUUUCUGCGGUGUAAACGGAGUAGGAAAGAGUACCAACUUGGCUAAGAUCACAUUUUGGCUGACGGAAAAUAAGCACCGUGUUCUGAUUGCCGCCGGUGAUACCUUCCGCGCUGGAGCUGUCGAACAACUGCGAACGCACACACGCCAUCUCAAUGCCUUGCAUCCUCAAUCCGUACAUUUGUAUGAGCAAGGAUACGGAAAAGAUGCGGCUGGACUUGCUGCAGCUGCUAUCAACAUUGCGACGGAGCGGAAUUUCGACGUCGUUCUUGUGGAUACGGCAGGAAGAAUGCAGGACAAUGAGCCACUCAUGAGAGAGUUAGCUAAGGUGAGACAGAAAAGUUAAAUGUUUGAAACAUGCCAUCUUGCAGUUGAUUAGAGUGAAUGAGCCGGAUUUGGUUCUGUUCGUAGGAGAGGCCCUCGUCGGAAACGAGGCAGUCGACCAGUUGGUCAAGUUCAAUGAAGCCCUCGCCAACCACGCCGCUCCAGGACAGAAGCCUCGGCUCAUCGACGGUAUCGUGCUCACCAAGUUCGACACAAUCGACGACAAAGUCGGAGCAGCUGUUUCGAUGACCUACAUCACAGGCCAGCCAAUCGUUUUCGUCGGCUGCGGACAGACAUACGCCGAUCUCCGCAACCUGAACGUCGGCGCUGUCGUUCAUUCGCUGCUCAAUUGA